Messenger RNA from Hydractinia symbiolongicarpus, 4700 nucleotides. RefSeq names its product tolloid-like protein 2. Lineage: Eukaryota; Metazoa; Cnidaria; Hydrozoa; Anthoathecata; Hydractiniidae. The coding region runs from base 173 to 2947 and encodes 924 amino acids. The transcript is spliced from 16 exons. Gene Ontology annotation, molecular function: metalloendopeptidase activity; zinc ion binding. The record is from RefSeq and is a predicted model, not a curated record. Gene Ontology annotation, biological process: proteolysis.
UGAAUUCUGCGAAGGAGGGUGUCAGAUCAUAUAGCUAUGAAGCAGUGUUAGAUGUAAUAAAAUUUGACACAAGAUAUGAGCUAACUGUUUCAAGGCUCCAUUUUAAAUUUUUUUUUUUAAAAAAGUAUAAAGAAAAAGAAACGAACAAAUAACCAAGUUAAACGAAAUUAGUAUGAAGUUAGUAUUAAUUGUCGUAAUUUGUAUAUCAACUUUCGAAGGGCAAAAUGGAUUAUCGAUUGGCACUAACUUGGACGGGACAAAGAAAACUGCGAUGGAUUACAUAGAAGAAGCAAAUGAGAGAUACAGUUAUUUAAAGAAAGAUGGCGAAGAGAUAUUUGAUACAGAUAUCAUACUGAGCUACAAAUCAAAGAUUGGUGGUGAUAAAUCAACUCACAAUGCUGCCAUCAAAUUUGCUGGUCGUCUUUGGCCAGGAGGUGUUAUUCCUUUCACAUUUGACAAAAGUAUUGACAGAUUAUCCCACGCGAAGACCAUCAUCAAAGAAGCCAUGAGGGAAUGGGAGAACAACACGUGUAUUCGAUUCUUAGACAGGACAAAUGAAGUUGACUUUGUUGAGUUUGCUAUCAACUUGGGAUGCAACGCAGAUGUCGGAAGAAGAGGUGGUAAACAAAUCAUUUCACUGGGUGAUGGCUGUUUACACAAAAGUGUUGUUGUACAUGAGAUUGGUCACGUGAUUGGAUUCUGGCACGAACAAAAUCGUCCAGAUAGGGAUGAUUUUGUUGAGAUCUACACAGAUAAUAUAAGGGACCAAUACAAGGAGGCCUUUGCCAAGUUUAGCAAAUACCGGAUCAACUCACGAGGAGUCCCAUAUGACUAUUAUUCUAUAAUGCAUUAUGGAAUAAAAGCAUUUUCAAAGAAUGGACAGCCCACAAUUUUACCAAAAAAUAAAGAAGUUGGAUCUUUAGGGAAUCAUCAACUGAGUGAUUUAGAUAUUAAGCAAACCAAUAAAUUAUACAAAUGUUCAGGACCUGACAAUAAUGUUACAUGGACGCGAUGGUCAUUCUGGUCAAACUGUGACAAAUCGUGUGCAGGUGGAAGGCAGGAGCGCACAAGAGUUUGUCGAAAAGUUGCAAAUGGUGUGCCACAGUGUAUAGGAGAUAGACUGCAAAAAAGAAUUUGUAAUCUACAGAAAUGCCCAGAGUGGCCAAAUUUUCCUGCUCAUUUUAGCUUCGAACAUUUAAGAACAGAUCGUGACAAGGAAGCUGAAUGCGUUCUAGUGUAUGAAAGAGCUGACUAUCAGGAAUGGAAUAGCUAUUCGUUUUGUAAUCGUGGUAAACGUAAAAUUCAAAUGCGUUGGUCAGAUGACGGUCCAAUAGCUGGACACAAGUGUACGCAAAUAUUUGAGCCGAACGAAAGCCAAAAAAACCGAUGGUACGAUAACUUCCUCUGCAUUCCAACUACCGCUCCGUACAAUUUCACCUGGUCUUUUGAUGGGAAAAAGGACAAUUUAGCAUGCAUUCAAUGGUACGCAAAACAAGGUCGAGAUGGAUGGGACAACAAUUUCUUAUGCGCAGAAGGCGCAGAUAUGGCGUCAAAUAUAUCAAAAAAUGUCACUCAUGGUAGCUGGGGCGGCUGGUCAAAUUGGACCACUUGUACUAAAGAAUGCGGAGGAGGAAGACAGAGAAGACUAAGACAAUGUAACUCCCCUGCGCCUAAAAAUGGUGGUAGGCCUUGCAUGGGAAGUGUUUUUGAAGAUCAAGCUUGUAACUCUCAAGCUUGUCCAACCUGUGGUGGUAUCUUGGCAGGCACAAAGGGUGAAUUUCACUCUCCUAAUUAUCCUUCCAACUAUCCUAAAGACAUUAAUUGUACUUGGCUUAUCGUUGGUAGCAAGAACAAAAAAGUGCAAUUGACGUUUGAAAGUUUCGACAUGGAAAAAUUUUUCGCUGGACCAUGCAAAUUUGACUACUUUCUUGUACGUGAAGGAGCUUACAAUGGCAAAGAACUGGGACGCUUUUGUGGAAAUGAGUUGCCAUUACCGAUUAUUUCGCUGGGAAACACACUGUGGGUAAACAUGAUAACAGAUCGCGAAGACGAGGGAGCAGGAUUUAGAGCGUCGUGGAAAGUGCAGGAGUCAAAACCAGAAGGUUGUGGAGGGUUAAUUACAGGCACAGAAGGAAAGUUUAGUAGCCCUAAUUUCCCAAGAGCGUAUCCCCCUGAAAAAUCAUGUAUCUGGAAGAUAGAAGUGCCUGUUGGUUACUACAUACAGAUGAAAUUUAUCAGAUUCGAUCUUGAAAGACAUGCCAUCUGUAAGUACGAUUCAGUUGAAGUGAAAGAUGGUUGGGAUCGCAUGUCACCACACCUUGGAAGGUAUUGUGGAUUGAAUCCAAUAAGAGGAACCUUAAAAACAAUAACAAAUCGAGCGUGGAUCAAAUUCCUCUCAGAUCAUUCAACCGAACGAAGUGGAUUUAAACUCUCUUGGAGGGCUUUUAAGAAAAAACCAAAAGAAAAGAACGAGAUACGUGAGAAGGAUAACAAAACGGGAAGAGUAUGUUCUGAUGGCUGGUCAUAUUUUGCAUACGACCUCGAAGGUGGAGCGUGUUAUAAAGUUAAGCGAAAUUAUUUCAACUGGUACGGAGCACGAGAUGAUUGUUUAUCCAACUCAGCAGAUUUAGUAAGCAUUACAACAAAAGCUGAACAAGACUUUGUGACACGUGAUCUACUACAAGGCAAUUAUAUGUGGCUGGGUAUGACAGACAAAGGAUCAGAGGGAAGAUGGGCGUGGAGUGAUAACACGACGGCAACUGCGUUUAACAACUGGGACAAUGGUGAUCCUAACAACGGAGGUAGACUACAAAACGAAGACUGUGCGCUGAUCAAGCCAGAUGGGAAGUGGAAUGACUAUCCAUGUGGAGACAGAUUCAACUACAUCUGCAAAAGCAAGCCACAUGAACCGUGGAAUGUUGGCGCAGCAAAAAAAAGAGUCCGUUGAUUAUUUUAAUACGUAAAUAAAGAAUGAUGAAUGCUGAUCUCUUGCAGUAGUUUAUUCACCAUGUUGUUCAAUUAUACAAAAAUGUUAGAUUCUGCUUGUUAACGAAGAUAGAACUAUUGCCUCUACGAUUAUCUCCGAAAUGCUCCAGAGAUGUCUGGUUUAUGCAAAACGGUUGUUUCCCUUUUUCACAUAUAGAGAUAUCUUUUGUAACAUAGCUAUAGAGAGAACAAUACUAUUAAGAACUUAUUUUGAGUUUGUAUGAAGGAAGUAGCCAGUAAUCGUGUGUUUUCUUUUCACUUUUAAUUUUCUAAUAAAAACAAAGCAUUUCUCACGAUCACUUUGCUAAUCUAAAUGACGUCACAAUCUUAGCCACUGUUUACCUAUAAAGAGUAAUAUAAACACCAUUGUUUGAGAGGUGUCAUCACGUUUAGUUAAGCUACUUUGAAUAUUUGCUCCACUCAAAAUAAUGAAAGGGGUCGUUAGGUGGGUUGUGUUGGAAGAGACGGGAAAAACGAAAUAUAUUUACAUGUUUGGCGGAAAUUUUCGUACUUUUUGAUGUAAGAUCCAUUCUUAUUGUCUUGUGACGAAAAUUACCUCAAACUUUCAACUGUCUUUUAUCAAAUUGAUGAAAGAAAAAAACAUUUCGAUUUGUAAUACUGCCAUAACCUUACUUUGUUGUGGCGACAUUUAUUUGGCAAAAGCCACAAAAUAGAUCCCUGAGGAAGUUUUUACCUAAUAAUUUGUCUCCAAUAAAAAGCAUUGCGAAAGGUAUUUUCAAUGUUUCACCUAAUGCUGUUUCCUUAUUUAAGUCUGGCUUAGUUUUGUUUUUUUAGUUGUUUUGUUGUUGCUUUUGUUGUUGUUGUUGUUUUUUAUAAGUAAUUUUCUUAGUGGGUGUUCCUCUUUUAUUCCUUUGUUUGUGUGGCUUAAGAAAGAUUUUUUUGUUUUUUAUUGUGUGUGUGUGACUUUUCAAAGAGAAAAAAGAUUAUUUAAGUUAGCUAUGCUCAAAACAAUUGCUAUCGAAUUUGUGAGAAGUAAACUAAUUAUCUUAUAGAUUGAUAAUAAUAUUGCUUAUCUUGUUAGCAAUACCUGUACAUUGUUGGUAAUUUUUUUAUAUAUUUUAAACAAAAAGUACACUUUUCCUUUACUAAUACCCGUAUUUUGUUUAAAAUGGUGACCUAAUCGCUACUUUGAUUUAUGAUGCACAAAAUAGCGAUGUCUGUCUCAAUUGGAAAUCUGGUGGCUUUUUUCCACGAGCAAAUUACUAGUCAUUUAUACUACUACACGUGGAAGUUAUUACAAGGCAUAUUUUUGUCCUUCUUUUUCAAUUACCUUAAGGGGAUUAAUUUUUGCAAAACCUAAUUUUCGCGUUUUAGCGAGAACUAAUUUUCAAAAGAUUGGAAAUUCCUAAUAUUUAGCGACAAUUAAAUUUCGCGAAUAACGUGAAAAAAUAAUUUAGCGUCAUUUUGUUUCUCAAUUUACACAGUUUUAUUAAGGGCCUUUUUGCAGAACGCCUUUAAAUUUAGACUGUUGAAGUUAAAAUUCACAUAUAAAUGAUAUGUAUUUCUAGGUAAAUAAAAAAAUAUCCAACUUUCAGGGAUUUUCGCGAAUUUUGCAAAAAGCGGAAACUAAUUUUCGCGAAAUUCGCGGAAAAUAAUUUUCGCGAAUCAAUUAUUUUUUGGCAGGUUUUUUUCACUUGAAACUCUUUUUUAGUAGUGACCAUCUUGCCAUUGUUCUUUUUAACUUGGCGGUCUGC